ACUCCCCCCCCCCCCCCCCCCAUAUUACUCUAUUGGUUUGUUCCGAUGUUCUGAGCGGAACCCAACGUUGUUAUGAGGAAGUGAAGGGCGGUGGUUGAGAAGACGAGCAGCACUGAGCUAGUUGAAAAGUCCGGUCGUAGUCAGGAACAAAACAGUCAUCAUGUCUAGCAAAAGGGCAAAGGGAAAGACCACAAAGAAGCGCCCUCAGCGCGCCACAUCCAAUGUCUUCGCCAUGUUUGACCAGUCUCAGAUUCAGGAGUUCAAGGAGGCCUUCAACAUGAUUGAUCAGAACCGUGAUGGGUUUGUCGAUAAAGAGGACCUUCACGACAUGCUGGCCUCGCUGGGUAAAAAUCCAACUGAUGAGUACCUGGAGGCCAUGAUGAUGGAAGCUCCUGGACCCAUUAACUUCACCAUGUUCCUCACCAUGUUUGGAGAGAAGCUCAAUGGCACAGACCCUGAAGAUGUGAUCAGAAAUGCAUUUGCUUGUUUCGAUGAGGAGGGGACAGGUUUCAUCCAGGAAGAUUACCUCAGAGAGCUGCUGACAACAAUGGGUGACCGGUUUACAGAUGAAGAGGUUGACGAGCUCUUCAGGGAAGCCCCCAUUGACAAGAAAAGCAACUUCAACUAUGUGGAGUUCACACGCAUCCUAAAGCAUGGUGCCAAGGAUAAGGACGAUUAAAGAGCCAAACCAGCAAACUCAUCUUCGCCCUCUUCGCCUCUUUCCAUCAGCUAGAUGACCGUGCUGCAUGUCUCGACUCUCCAGUAUAGAAUCCUUUUUUAAAAAACAAAGCAAUAACUGUUUACUCUGUAUUGUGGACUUCCAAUAUUGCCAAAUGUAUACAUCUCUGAUGAGAAGAAAAAAAAAAAUCAAAUUGGUUUCGUAAUCAUUUUUUUCCUGUCAUUUAAAGAUGUGAAGCGGCAGCACUCUGGAAGCUCUAGGGGACAAGUCUUUGCAAUUCAUGUGAUCGGGUAUAGCUGAAUUUUUACAUUUUAUAAUAUAAACUUUUUAAAUAAAGCCCUCUUUCAAGUUAUAUUUUGCCGACUGUUUCCCUUCCAUAAACGACAUUUGAAACAA
Scophthalmus maximus (turbot) is the source of this 1075-nucleotide messenger RNA. It is a transcript of the gene myl12.1, whose product is annotated as myosin, light chain 12, genome duplicate 1. Bases 161 to 679 code for a protein of 172 amino acids. Gene Ontology annotation, molecular function: calcium ion binding. The transcript has 4 exons. NCBI's taxonomy places the organism in Eukaryota, Metazoa, Chordata, Actinopteri, Pleuronectiformes, Scophthalmidae. The record is from RefSeq and is a predicted model, not a curated record. Gene Ontology annotation, cellular component: cytoplasm.